AAUAAUGCUGACGGACAUGCAGAUUGUAUUUCAGGAUUAGUUUCAUAACCCAAAACCGAAGCCGCUGUUAAAUCGAACUGCGACUCAACGAUGGCUCGCGUGCGUGUGCGAUUAGGGGACUGGAAUCGGCUAAACAGGAAAUGGCAACACAGAGUUAGCAUGAUGAAGACGAUGGUGACGCAAUUGUUAGAAAAGGAACGGAUAAGGACAACGCUGGCGAAGGCCAAAACGCUGCAGCGGUAUGCGGACAAGGUCAUCACGCUGGGCAAGCAGGGCACGCGCGAGGCCUGGUCGGAGGCCCGCGGCAUCGUACGCACCGACCGCGAGCUGCACAAGCUGUUCACACAGGUGGCGCUGCGGUACCGGGAGCGGCCCGGCGGCUUCACGCGACUGGUGCGCGCGGGCUGGCGUGAGCGCGACGCAGCGCCCGUGGCCUUCGUGGAGCUGGUGGACCGGCCUGGCGAGCUGCGGCCAGCCAACCCGGCGCUGCAGCGGCCCAACCCGCUGUCGGUGCAGGCGUGGAUCCGGCAGCAGCUGGGGCAACCCGCGCGCGAGCCGUCGCCGCUGCUGCCGCCGUCGGUGCAGCAGUACCUGCGGGAGGAGAACCGGAUACAGCAGGGGCGUGCGCAGCCGGUUACGCGAUGAUGGGGCAGUGGGGUUGGGGGCAAGAGGGGUGAGCGUGGCGAGAUGCUGAGCGCGGAGUGCUGAGUGUGUUGGGUGGGAAGGUGCGUUUCUGUGCGUGUGCAACUGUGGGCAACUGGUUUGCCUAUCAAUGACGAAUGGACGAUGACAUAAAUGUGCAAGAAUAUGACCCCUGCAGCUCAUGACAUGGAUACUUCUUGGGUGAAUGCAUCGGGCAUGGGUUCAGCUGCACGGAGGAUGGCAGGAAGUAUGGCUUGAUGCUCAGCCUUAGGAAUGGCCCGAUAGCAGCAAAGCAGUUGCGGGUCGCGUGAAGGGGAACGCGUCUUGGUGUUCGGUAUGCGAUAGCUAGCUGGCGGGACGGUUAGGCAGUUGCCCAACUUGAGCCUGGUCCUGCAAGGCUGCUGAGUCGAGCCUGUCCGGUGUGCUACUACGCUAAUGUAUGGCUCGCCGGCGCGGCCAUGGUAGAACGGCGUGCGCUUGUGCCAGCCGGCGGAAGCGGCAGUCAUGAAUGCGCUCGAAAUCCAGGGUCAGCAUCGGCUCCUCCGGCUGCAGCGGCUGGCCGUAGUUGCGGCUGGCCCCCGAAACCAGGCAUGGCAGGAAGAUUAAUUGGCAAGACCGGCAGCUGCAGCAG
Molecule: messenger RNA, 1273 nt
Organism: Chlamydomonas reinhardtii
Lineage: Eukaryota; Viridiplantae; Chlorophyta; Chlorophyceae; Chlamydomonadales; Chlamydomonadaceae
Exons: 4
Coding region: 172-645 (157 amino acids)
Biological process (GO): translation
Cellular component (GO): ribosome; large ribosomal subunit
Molecular function (GO): structural constituent of ribosome
Source: RefSeq, a predicted model, not a curated record